AUGGUAGACCAACCCCAAUAUGGCUACGAAGACCCAAGACUUACAAUAUGGCCCCCCCAACUUACAUGGCCUACGAAGACCCCAAGACCUACUUACAUCCCAAUAUGGCCUACGAAGACCCCAAGACCAACUUACAUCCCCAUAUGGCCCACGAAGGACCCAAGACGCACAAGAUCUGCUUACACCACAUACUGGGCUACAAGGACCCCGGUACCAACUUUACCGACCCCUACAAAUGCCAAUACAAUACCUGGGUGUAACGAAGUUUGUGUUGAUGCUGAACAGAACCACUACUGCUGCAAUGAAGAGGAGAAGGACCAGUGUCCAGCCCAGACCGGCGAUUGCUCAGUGGAUAGACGUCGAGAUGUGCAGUCCGUGUGUAAGUUAGACAGUGACUGUGAGGAUAACCGUCGGUGCUGUUUCGACGCGUGUAAAAAGGACUUCGUUUGCAUGGAAGUAAAAGAGAAACUCGAACACCCGGUUAGAAAGGAGGGAAGUGGAGAAACAGCCGAGAACCAGUGACCACAGCAGCACCACCGGGUCGUUCAGUUCGGGUCGACGACUUCGGGGCGGCCUCGAUCCUCCGUCCUAGGUUAGGCUCCCGACACCGCCUCCUUCGGGUCCCACUCACGGCGUCCCAGCGGAGGGGGCGUGGCGUGGUGCGGAGGGGGCGUGGCGAGGUGCGCUUGCCCCGCCCACGCCGGAUUAUGUAUCUUUUGUUUUGUUUAAUUAAAGAAGUUGCAAUUUUG
This is a messenger RNA of Penaeus vannamei (Pacific white shrimp), 749 nucleotides long. The record is from RefSeq and is a predicted model, not a curated record. Lineage: Eukaryota; Metazoa; Arthropoda; Malacostraca; Decapoda; Penaeidae.